Drosophila serrata is the source of this 967-nucleotide messenger RNA. It is a transcript of the gene Jhbp13, whose product is annotated as Juvenile hormone binding protein 13. Gene Ontology annotation, biological process: multicellular organismal reproductive process. NCBI's taxonomy places the organism in Eukaryota, Metazoa, Arthropoda, Insecta, Diptera, Drosophilidae. The record is from RefSeq and is a predicted model, not a curated record.
CGGCUUGGGAUCUGAGAGCUUCAGUUGUUGAUUGACGUUCUAGCCGCCGCCUUCUGUAAGCUGUCCGUGACCAAAAAGGAUUAUCCCAAUUUAGCGUGGAAGUGUAGUAUAGAUUGCAUUAUAUUAUAUACGCAAUGCAUUGCGUCGUUGGAAUGUUGUGCCUGUUGGCCUUAGGCGCCACUGCGGCCCCCACUGCCACAAGUAUCCUAGCUGAUCUGCCAAAGUGCGCGGCUACAGAUGAUCAGCUGGGGGAGUGCGUCAAGGAGAUAUUUAAUACGUUGACGCCGCGCCUCAAGGAUGGCAAUCCUGAAUUGAAAAUUCCACCCUAUGAGCCCUUCAAUCUCAAUCGCACCAGUUUCCAGUACACCAGUGGCAAUGCCAAUGGUCGCAUAACAGUGCGCAAUGCCAAGAUCUAUGGGUUUAGCGCCAAUAAGGCCAAGGACGUUAGCGUCAAGGUCAGCAAGGACAAGGUCAAGCUGCGACUGGUCACCUAUAUGCCAAAGCUGAAUAUUGUGGGCAGCUACAAGGCUGACUUGCAGGUGAACCAGCUGCAAUUGAAGCCCAAAGGAGACUUUAAUGUAACACUGAAGGAUGUGGAGACAACGACACUCACCGAUGGAGAAAUUUACACAAAGGAGGGUCACCGAUAUUUCCGACUUAAGAACAUAGACACGAAGCCAAAGAUUGGAGACUUGGUCAUCAAGGCCAAUGGAAUAUUUGCUGAUCCCGAAUUGGAUCAAAUCGCUUUGAAUGUGGCUAAUCAAUAUUGGCGCGAUAUCUAUGGCAUUAUGCUGCCAGAGACGAGACAGUAUUGGCAACCUCUGGUGCUGCGAAUGUUCAACGAGGCUUUGGAACUGGUUCCCAUCGACCAGUUUCUACCCGAGGAGCAAAGUUAAUUAUUGAUCUUGUGAUGAUCGCUUUACUGCUAAUAAAUGGUUCCAUUGCAUUAACUGCAAUUAAAUGAUAA